AUGGAAAAGUGUAACAGCUUUUUAUUGUUUAUAUCCCUUUGUGCGUUGUUAUGGGGUGUGGCCGGCCAAUAUGAAUGGCAAAUUUGGGAUGCUUUCGACGAAAUUCGUGGAAGAAUGGAUAAAGUUAACCCUGAUAAUUGUUAUAUUACUCACUUAGACGACCUUUUCUUACCCGAAGACUCAGUAUCUCACCAUCCUGAUGUCAAAGAAAUAAACAUAAACCCGGUAUUUCCAAAUCGCACAGCAUUGUUACAUUUACAUAAUAUGGCUAUGAAUAGAGCAUUUUUCUGGAGUUACAUCCUACAAUCAAGGUUUAUCAGACCUGCUAUUAACGACACCUACGAUCCGGGUAUGAUGUACUAUUUUCUUUCAUCAGCUGCAGAUGUAUCCUCUAAUCCUUAUAUAAACGCCAGUUCAAUUUAUUUCUCACCGAACAUGUCUUACACGUCUUCAUAUAGAGGAUUCUUCAAUAAAACCAUGCCACGGUUUGCACCAAGAGCUUUCCGAGCUGAUGAUUUUAAUGACCCUGUCCAUCUACAGAAGAUAUCAACAAUGAAUACUCUUUAUGUGGAAGAUUUAGGUGCUUUUGAUUCUGGUAGUCUGUCCAAAGAUUAUACUUCUGAUUUCUACCGCAUCAAUGAAUGGUAUAAUAAGUGGUUGCCUGACAGAGUUGACAAAAGACAUGAUACCAAAACAACAUAUCAAGUUGAGAUAAGAUAUUCAAACAACACAAAUGAGACAUUUACAUUCCAUGGGCCACCUGGUAAUGAUGAAGUACCAGGACCAGUGAAUUGGACAAGACCAUAUUUUGACUGUGGAAGAUUGAAUAAAUGGUUAGUAGCUGCUGUGUCACCAGUAGCUGAUAUUUACCCUCGCCAUACACAAUUCAGACACAUAGAGUAUCCUACAUACACAGCAGCAGUGGUAAUGGAGCUAGACUAUGAUAGAAUAGAUAUAAAUCAGUGUCCACCGAGUCAGGGGAAUGAUAAACCUAACAGGUUUGUUUCAACGGCUCGAUGUAAAGAGGAAACUACUGAGUGUGAACCAUUACACGGCUGGGGAUUCCGUCGUGGUGGCUACCAGUGUAGGUGCAGACCAAACUAUAGACUGCCUGGCAUAGUAAGAAGACCAUACCUUGGGGAGAUUAUUGAGCGAGCCACAUCUGACCAGUACUAUAAUAACUUUGACUGCUUACCUAUUGGAUGGAUUCAAAGACUACCUGUAGAGUGGAAAAAAGCUCAUCCAUUCCUAAGAGCAUUGUAUGCAGACCGUUAUUAUGAAUAUGUUAAUGCUACCAAUGGACCUGCUGCUUUGCAUACAGAAAGGAUGAAUGUAUAUGAAGCAUUAAAUUAUAUUAGGGGUGUGCAGCCGCACAAUUGUUCCAAAUACAACCCAUCUGAUUUAUUCCUCAAUGGAGACAUAGCAUAUGGGGCGGAAGAGCAAUUUGAAAACCAAGCAAAAAUGGCAGUGAGACUUGCAAACUUCAUCAGUGCUUUCUUGCAGAUAUCAGACCCUAACGAAGUUUUCAGCGGUACUCGAGUUGCUGAUAAGCCAUUGACCGAAGAUCAAAUGAUUGGAGAGACUCUAGCUGUUGUAUUGGGCGACUCUAAGAUUUGGUCUGCAGGUACAUACUGGGAUCGGAAUAAAUUCACAAAUCGCACGAUGUUCGCACCAUUCGCAUACAAGACUGAAUUGAACACGCGCAAGUACAAAGUUGAAGAUCUCGCUCGCCUCAAUAAGACUGAGGAAGUUUACACAAACAAGCACUGGUUCCAGUUUCUUAAGCAAAGCUGGUCCACCAAUUUCGAUGGUCUUGAGAAGUUUUUCCUUAAAAUGAAAAUUCGUGAUGAUAGGGACGGCAACUACUUGAAGCAAUAUGAAAGAUACCCGACAUUCUACCGAGCUGCUAACUUAAAACACGGCCAUUGGACUCAGCCGUACUAUGAUUGUACUGGCCCUCUUAAACAGUGGGUCAUUACAUAUGGAGCGCCAUUCUUUGGCUGGGAUAGUGUUAAAGUCAAGCUAGAGUUCAAGGGUGUGGUAGCGGUGACGAUGCCUCUCAUGUCGUUAGAUAUUAACCAGUGUCCGGAUAAAUCUUAUACACCCAAUGCAUUUAAGGGCACAGACAAAUGUGACAGGUCGUCUUCAUAUUGUGUACCCAUCCAAGGUCGCGGUUUCGAAGCUGGCGGGUACAAAUGCGAGUGCCUUCAAGGAUACGAGUAUCCGUUUGAAGAUUUAAUCACAUACUACGAUGGUCAGAUUGUUGAAGCGGAGUUUCAAAAUAUAAUUCAAGAUAAAUUGACUCGUAUAGAUAUGUUUAAGUGUAGACUGGCCGGGGCAAGUGCAGCUCAAAGCAGUUUUAUUAUUGUACUAAGUGUAUUAUUUUUACUAAUUAAGGUAAGGUAA
This is a messenger RNA of Pieris macdunnoughi, 2406 nucleotides long. The record is from the annotation of a GenBank genome assembly. NCBI's taxonomy places the organism in Eukaryota, Metazoa, Arthropoda, Insecta, Lepidoptera, Pieridae.